CUUACAAUGCUACAAGAGGAUGCUGUUCGCAAUUUACAAUAUGAUAGUGAAAUUCGUGUGGCCCAACUGAAUCGUGCCGAGCCAAGAGUUUUCGAUGGUCCUGUGAGUAUAACCUCACAACCAAGAGUUUCUAAUCGAAUACCACUACCCAUAUCGACAGUGGAACAAAAUGCCAGAGGUGUCCAAAGUACCUAUAUACCAUUGUCGGGUUAUGAUUUUCUCAAGGAUAUACCCUCAAUAUAUAUUGAACAAACAUUUGAAUUAAAUGAGUCUCUCACCGGUGUCUCAUCGGAAAAUCGUUAUGUUGUACGCUCCGUUGUGGGCGAGGCAUUAUAUGCCGCCUCUGAAUAUUCCACCCAAAGAAAUCGUUUAAUAUUGGGUUCGGCGCGACCCUUUCAUAUGCACCUAAUCGAUAAAACCCAUCAAGAAGCUCUGCUGUUUCAAAGAAAAUUGGCGUUGGGCUUUAUGUGUUGUCAACCGAAAAGUUUGGAGGUUUGGAUACCACCGGGCAAUAUACUUGGUCGCAUUGUACAAUCUCCAACAAUAUUCGCACCUGAAUUCUAUAUUGAAGAUGGGGCGACAGGAAAUCCCAUCUUUUGUAUUGAAGGUCCCAAAAAUUCAGGAUUUUGUUGUUUUUGUUUACCCAAGGAGACAUAUUUUAAAGUACAUUCGGGUGGGGAGUUGCGUGCCUCCAUAGAUCGUAAAUGGAUGAGCGGUAAAUCGCAGUAUACAACAAAUAUCUAUUUCAGUGAUCCGAAAUUGUCGGGAAAGGAGCGUGCUUUGAUAUUGGGUGCAGCAUUUUUGUUGGAAUAUCUAUAUUUUCAAACAAGAUUUUAA
This is a messenger RNA of Musca vetustissima, 837 nucleotides long. Its product is annotated as phospholipid scramblase 3. Gene Ontology annotation, biological process: plasma membrane phospholipid scrambling. Gene Ontology annotation, cellular component: plasma membrane. Lineage: Eukaryota; Metazoa; Arthropoda; Insecta; Diptera; Muscidae. The transcript has 5 exons. The coding region runs from base 7 to 837 and encodes 276 amino acids. The record is from RefSeq and is a predicted model, not a curated record. Gene Ontology annotation, molecular function: phospholipid scramblase activity.